Molecule: messenger RNA, 522 nt
Organism: Parastagonospora nodorum SN15
Lineage: Eukaryota; Fungi; Ascomycota; Dothideomycetes; Pleosporales; Phaeosphaeriaceae
Exons: 2
Coding region: 1-522 (173 amino acids)
Molecular function (GO): protein binding
Source: RefSeq, a predicted model, not a curated record
AUGUUUGCUGUGCUUGCGGAAGACGAAGAGCUACAAGACAAGAUACUUUCUGAUGGCAUUCCAAUAAACGACGUCUGCUACUACCUGUACAGCCCGCUGGGGAUGGCAAGUCGACUUGGACUCCGCCAUACAGUCUCAAAGUUACUUGACGCAGGCGCCGAGUAUCGGAGCGACAGAGAUGUGGAGCCAAAUUUCGUACCACAUCCCCUAUUGUGCGCCAUCGAGUCCAAUCACGCUGACAUUGUCAAAUUGCUCCUCGAGGCCGCCGAUGACGACGACGAGGAUGAUUACAGCUUGCGUGAUGCGGCUAGUAUAGCGGCCAAGAACAACAAUCGCGAGAUACUUGAGCACAUUUUAGCCGUCAAUCCGCGGAUGGGUGCAGUGGAGUCUAUCAAAGCUGCUGCGGCUCUUAACGGCUGGGACGAUAUGUUGAAACGCCUCCUCGUACGCGACACAUACUGGCUAAAUGAGUUCUGGUCAAAUGACAACAUCGGAGCGCCUAUAGUUCCAAGGCCCUUCUAA